Molecule: messenger RNA, 1053 nt
Organism: Owenia fusiformis
Lineage: Eukaryota; Metazoa; Annelida; Polychaeta; Sabellida; Oweniidae
Source: the annotation of a GenBank genome assembly
UAUUCAUAAAUUACAUGUAAUUAUACAAAAUAUAGCUAACACAUAACAAACACAGUGAUCUCCCCAGAAUUUUUUCUCAGGCUACUGGCACUUCAUGUCGAGGACACUGAUACUGCCAAGCACAGUUAAAGUACACGAAACAAGUUCAACACAGACAAGGAAUACUGCACUAUGGGAGAUAUCAAAGCAUUAGAAGAGAUUGCCCAGGCUAACCAUGAUGAGUUUGACAGAAGAUGGAAUAUUCCAGGAAGAGAUUGGGAUAAGUUUGUUGAGGACAUGUACUCAACAGAUUGCAAAGCCUUUCCUCCAGGAUAUCCUCCUGCUUUCACUAGACAAGCCAUUGCUGCAGUGUUUAAGACCUUCCAUGAAAGGCAUCAAUUGCAUAGCAAAGUACAUGAGGUGGUGAAGAUAGGGGAAGACUCCUUCCUGGCGACAUAUUUCAUCAAGUGUACAAUAGAUGGCAAGCAGGUUGACCAACUCACAACCGUUGAAGUAUGGCGCAAGGAGAAUGGACAAUGGCGAUUGCACAGAGAUUCUUGGAACAGUGACUUCCCACCACCAACAACAUCUGAUAAUAAAAGCUGAGAACAACAUCCAAGAAACAUUGAGGACAUAACAGUCAUGCACAUGAAAGGACUUCAGAAAUCUAUAUUAUGAAGAUUAGUAUAUCUAGUACUGCCACAAACAUCAGAGCGAGAACAACGAUACUUUUGGAACAGAGACUUUAUAUCAUAUACAAUGUACUACUAUGUAUUAUUUGAUAAUCAAUGAGGCUUAAAGGUUUGACCUAAAUCCUGUGGAUGCCCAUUUUAUUGACACAACACCCAGAAAUAUUGAAGAUAAUAAUACUGCAAAGUGGAAUUAUUGUCCAAUUUAUCAGAUUUCACCUUUGAAAACAGAUAUUUGGAACUACCUCCUCAUGUUCAGAUAUUUAUGGGAAUUUAUUAUUUUCACAUUAAAAUCUCUUGCCAACUUGCUAUUGUAAUCUGGAAUAAAUUAAAUCAAUAAAUAUAUAGUGUGUAUAUAAAAAACAUUGAGGAGUUCCCUUGUUAA